UCCUCGGGACAAUUCCCUUUUGUUUUGGGUCAGCUCGGGCUCGGAGUUUAGCUUAGCUAGCAAGGCUGCGCGGUUUCUCAGACACCCAACGGCAGCUUCCAUCGUCUUUAUGCCACCUUUAUUAUUUUAUACCCAACACCAGGAGCGCGUUUACAGAGCUGUCAAUGUGAUAAAAGAACGUUUUAUUGGCUAAUUGUUUGGCUAGCUAGGAUUAGCAUAAUCAGAGAUGGGGCGAUAUUUACAUGUUUACUCGGAUAUCUGAUUGAAUUUAUCCUACGCAGAUUAAGUGUUUAUUUUCUGCUUUGUUUCACAGAGACUCGGCUGUCUGAACGGCAGGAUCCGGCCCUGAUCUUCCCAAUGGGCGAGGAGAAGCCGGAGACGCUGGAUUUUGUGAAGGACUUUCAGGAGUAUCUGAGCCAACAAACCCAACAUGUGAACAUGAUCUCAGGCUCUGUGAGCGGCGUGAAGGACACGGAGGACGUCCCGACAGAUCUGGGACAUAAUGGACUCGAUCACCCACCAGUGGACAUUUCUCUGGAGGACGGGUCCAACAUGCUUGUGGACGGUUUUGAGAGGACGUACGACGGGAAGCUGAAGUGUCGUUACUGUAACUACGCCACCAGAGGAACGGCGCGGCUCAUAGAGCACAUCCGCAUCCACACAGGUGAAAAACCUCAUCGUUGUCAUCUCUGUCCCUUUGCCUCGGCGUAUGAGCGCCACCUGGAGGCCCACAUGCGCUCUCACACCGGCGAGAAACCGUAUAAAUGCGAGCUCUGUGCGUUCCGUUGCAGCGACCGCAGCAACCUCUCACACCACCGCCGGCGACGACACAAAAUCCUCCCCACCAAGGGCACCCGCUCGGCCCCUCCUUCUCACCGCCGAACAAUCUCGGCACUCUCGAAACGGGGCGGGGCUUUCGCAUACGGUCGCCGCAUCCUCGUCGACCUAGGCCUGCACAGGAAAAACGACGCUGACGAGAACAGUGGCGCUAAUGAUGAGAGGAAUGACCUUCACAGUCCCUACGUCAGUUUGGCUGCAAAAGAUGUGGAGAAAACGAAUGAUUUGGAACACAACCCACUCAAUCAGCUCUCCGCUUUGGCCGGGCAACUUUCCAGCCUCCCUUCUGAGACGCCGGCUUCUCCUAGCGCAGACUCCCUUCCUGAAGAAAAACCCUCUUUCCUUAUACAACCAUCAGCCGCGGUUUCCAGCAACGUCUCCUGUCCCAUCGUGACGCUCACGCCAACGCCGGACAUUCGGGACGCAACCCACGGGGGGCAGUGCAGCGACCGGACGAGCACGCCCAGUAACAGCGGCACGAACAGCCAGCCGGGAACACCGAACCCGAACCACGAGCCGCAGCUGCUCCAGCACUGCCCCCACUGCCACAUCUACUUCCCUGAUAACGUCCUCUAUACCAUUCACAUGGGUUGCCAUGGCUAUGAAAAUCCCUUCCAGUGUAACAUUUGUGGCCAUAGGUGCAGAAACAGGUACGAUUUUGCCUGCCACUUCGCCCGAGGACAGCACAAACAGUAAACCUCUACAACUUGGAAGAGACCAGAAGUUUUUCCGUUCAGCGUUACUGUAGGAUAUUGUAGUUAUGUACAGAUCUGGGAAAUGACGCAUUCAAUGAUGUCCCUCAUUGCAUUUAUGCUAAAAAGAACAAAAACAUGGCAGCUGGCAUUCCACUUCUAGGAUGAACAGCACAAUCCAAACAGAUAAUCAGAAAUAGGAAGUGCCCCCCCCCCCCCCGACCUUUACAAACAGAGGCUCAGAAUGCCCCCCCUCCCCUUCUUCCCACCAUGACGUCAUAGGCAUUGCUGGAAGUCGCUUACAUGAUUGUGUAUGCGAUCGCGGAACAUUAAUUAACUGAUGCACCCACCACCUGGUUUCACUUUAAACUUCCUGUUUUGGAUUGAACUGCUGUCACACAGGAUGCAGGAUUGUGUUUUGCAUUAAAAAAGUACCUAAACACUUCACUAGAGGGCAGCACGUGGAUGGAGGAUCAGGGUAGGACUGGCUGGGGUACUACUUUCUGUUUUAUCCUCCACUCAAGAUGCCAUAAUGUAAAAUACCAAGAAGGAGCAGACCAGAAUAGAAAAAAGUAUAUGCUAAGUAAUUUAUAACUCGUUUAUUCUCUUGUUUAUAAGAAGUUAACAAUCUUUUGUGUAGAUUUUUGUGGAUUUUUUAAUCAGGCAGCUACUGGACACCCAUGCCUCCCUGAUCUAGCUCAUUAAGGGAACUGUGGUUAUGAGUAUUGAAUAAGGUAUGCGUUGAUCAUCAGACAGUUAUCAUGAUAUUCAGGAUGCAUGAGAUGGUUAUGGAGCUUCUGAGGGUUGCAGAUGACGGUAGGUGAUAUCGUAUGCCGUGAUAAAAGUUGAGGUAACUAUUGUGGUAUGAAAAUAAAUUUUAUAUAUAUAUAUAUCGGCACAUGACUAGUAUUGAAUAGUUGAUAAAGUUGUAUUUAGCUGUAAAACUUGGAACAGUUUUUAAAGCGACAGUUCAACCACAUGUCCACAAAUGUCCAUGGUGUCUGCUUCUACCACAGAUGAAGUCAGUCAGUGGGUGGAACGUGGUGGCUUGGUGGUUAAGGUGAAUAACAGGGUUAUUCAUUAGAAGGUUGUGAGUUCAAAUCCCACCAUCACCAAGUUACCCUUGUUCAGUUCUUGAACAUGACCAUUAACUCCAUUGUGCAGUUGUAUCCCUUCUCAGUUGCAAGCCACUUUGGAUAAAAGUGUCAGGUGGAUGAUCAAAUGCAAAUGAGGUAUUUGAUGCUUGAAGGUCACGCCCUUCUUUUUUGCACUGGAGCUACACAAUUCCAGCUAGCCAACAUAUAACAGAAGCUUAUAGGCUCCAGUUUACAGGGUUCCUGCUGGCUCUCGUCAUUGACGAACAUCAUCCAUCAGUGACAAAGCGAAAAUUACUAGCAGUCAUCACAGUGACGAAUGUAUUUGUCAUCUUUAUCGUUAUCGCAAAUUAUAUUUUCUAGAAAUCCCUCCACGAAUCCCUACGUUUGCCAAAAUCCAACUGCAGUGAAGAGACGGUGGGAAGCUAGAGUGUAAACAAUGAGCACAUGCUUGUGACCAAUAAAAGUCAACUACACAUAAUGACCAAAUGAGUGCCAAGUUUUUGACCAAUCGAAGUGCAUCUUAAUCCGCCUGGUGUGCUGGUGUAAUUAUCUCUGCAUGAACCAAACAAUGGCACAGUCUAAACAGACAAAGUUUUUUGGGUGGGGUUUUUCAAGCAAUGAAAAUGAUUUAAGAGCUGAAACAGCCACGGGGGAGGCACACUCGGAGCCCCGACUGUCCCCGAGCUCAUCAGACAGUAUUGGUAAUACAGGGGUUGGUAAAAAACACUCACAGCCCCAACCGUCCCCGAGCAUGUUGAACAGUGUCGGUAAUACAGGGGUCGAUAACAAAAAAAUAAUGCCAAAGUGAAAGUGCUGUCAGCCGUGGCAAGUAACUGAAGGGAGCUACAUUUCAGGUGGCUAAACACUUAGGGGGGCACUUUCAGGCAUGGCGUGUUGAGUUCCUGCAGCUAACAUGAUGAAAAAUGCAGUGUUAUGCUAUGUUCAGCUUGUAAAUUGAUGGGAAAAUCAAAUUCCUUCACUGUUGGUUGUUUGAAGAUUCUUCUUGACUCUGUUCAGAAGCAUGCCAAUACAAAAGACCACAAGCAGGCUCCUACUGACGAAAGAAGUUUGGGGUCAAUGGCCCGGGCUAUUGAAAAAAGGUGCAAAUCUGAGAGUGGAGCGGUUCUGAAAGCUAUGAAAACUGUGUAUUAUUUGGCUAAGACAAGUUGUCCUACUUUGGACUUUGGUGACAUGGUAGACUUUCAGAUCGCCCAGGGUGUUGAAGGCUUGCAAGAUCUUUGUGUCGAUAAACAUAGUAACUGUAGACGACAGUUCUAUUAAAGAAUUUCAGCGAGCCAUCGCUAAGGUUAUGGUGGAUGAUCUGUUGAAGGAACUUUGUGACUCUGGGAUGUUUGGAAUUAUCCUGGAUGAGUCAACAAACAGGGCAACUGAAAAAAACUUGAAUCCUCAUUAUAAAAUACCAUACACGUGGUCAUGUGAAAACUAAAUUUCUCUGUCUCACAGAUCUUGAUAGUGGUACAGCUGAUGCAGUGUAUCAAACUGGUGUUAAUAUAGGGUUGGAUCUUAAGAAUUGUGUUGUUGCUACUCAUGGGGCCUCUGUAAUGGUAGGAACCCGCUCAAGUGUCACCACGAGGUUGAAGCAGGUCUGUCUGUUUAUUGCAUCAGUGCACUGUAUUGCCCACAAGCUUGGUCUUGCAGUUUCUCAAGCUGUCCCGUACCUGGACACUUACCAGGAGACCCUCAAUGCCAUUUACAUCUACUGUCAUUAUAAUCACAAGCGUCAGCCAACUGUCAAGCAUAUUCAAGAAGUAUAUGAACAAGCACAAAUUAAAUUUAAGCAGGUGUUUGAAACCAGGUUGUAAAGGUCGCCAAUAAGUCUACCUUUUUAUAUGGCUAAAUGUUUAAGAAUGUAUAAAGUAAUUCUUGUUAAUUAGUAUCGCCAUAUUAACAUUGUAAGUCAUUGCCAAUUAUCAAUGUAUGCCACGGAUUUUGGGGAUGCGAUGUCUUUAAAUGGAUGUCACUAGGCCAGAGGAAGGGGUGGGGGGAAAAAAUUACCUGGAGGAAGAAGCCGGAGGUGAGCGCGUGGCGUUUGAGAGUCUCCAAGCUUGGAUUACCGCGUCUGUUCUCAUGGGAAUUUUUUUUUUUACCUACCAGACUGUUGGAUUACGGCAAGUUUUGGAACAUAUUUCUCUGGACGCAUCAACUGGCGAGGUUGCGCUUUCUUCUUUUAAUUACCGGAAGCGGUGUCUCGUCAGACUAUGAGCGCCUCCCUCCGUGGCACGUGUGUUUUCCUUUUCAUUUGGGAUCUAUAUUACGAUCGGACUGGAUUACCCUAAACCUUGACUUUGGGCCUAAUAGGGAAGCGAACUCAAGGGACAUUUUAGUUUUUUUUCUUUUUUGGGGGUUUCAUUCUGUUUAAAAGCGGCGGCCACUCCGCACUUCCUGAUUUAAGCAGCCUGAGCAGCCGAUGUUUGUGUUUGAAUUACAACUUCACCAAUUUUA
Neoarius graeffei (lesser salmon catfish) is the source of this 5089-nucleotide messenger RNA. It is a transcript of the gene ikzf5, whose product is annotated as IKAROS family zinc finger 5. NCBI's taxonomy places the organism in Eukaryota, Metazoa, Chordata, Actinopteri, Siluriformes, Ariidae. Gene Ontology annotation, biological process: regulation of transcription by RNA polymerase II. The record is from RefSeq and is a predicted model, not a curated record. The transcript has 4 exons. Gene Ontology annotation, molecular function: DNA-binding transcription factor activity; RNA polymerase II cis-regulatory region sequence-specific DNA binding. The coding region runs from base 358 to 1533 and encodes 391 amino acids.